AUGAGCGAUCAGAUCCCCAGAGUAAAAGCACACGGGUCCCAAGAAUGGAGAGAAACCGCUAAAGAUGUGACCGCUGGCGCAGCAGGGGGAGUCGCUCAAGUACUCAUCGGCCAACCAUUCGACCUGGUCAAGGUCCGUCUGCAGACCCAGAAAGGAGGUAACGCGUUCUCUGUCACCCGCCAGAUCUGGGCCGAUGAAGGGCCACUCGCAUUCUACAAGGGCACGCUUAUGCCAUUGCUGGGAGUUGGCGCGUGUGUCAGCAUCUCAUUCGGCGCAUUGCACACCUUCCGCCAAGCGAUAGAAUCGCACAACCGCCAGACCCGCCCCUCGCAGGACCAGACCCUCUCUCUGCCCCAGUUCUAUGUUGCAGGCGCGGGCGCGGGACUUGUCACGAGUAUCGUCUCCGGUCCGGUCGAGCAUAUCCGUAUCAGACUUCAGACGCAACCGCACGGGAUAGGGCGAAUCUACUCAGGGCCGUUUGACUGCGCAAGGAAGUUGAUCAGGGCGGAAGGGUUGGCCGGGCUAUAUAGGGGACAGGUGAUGACCGUCGUUCGAGAGAUGCAUGGGUAUGGUGUGUGGUUCGCGACGUAUGAGGGUCUCGUCCGGUGGGCGAUGCAUCAGCAGCGGAAACGACGCGAGGAGCUACCCGGUUGGCAGAUUGCGCUGUACGGAGGCGUGGCGGGGGAGGCACUUUGGCUAUUGAGUCAUCCGAUUGAUGUGAUCAAGAGUAAGAUGCAGAGCGACGGGUUUGGAAUGGAGAGGAAAUAUCACGGGUUGAGAGAUGCGGUCCGGGAUACCUGGGCUGGAAGUGGGCUGAGGGGAAUGUUUUAUGGGAUUGGGCCGGCGCUCUUGAGGGCGAUGCCGGCGUCUGCCGGUACUUUCGUGGCGGCCGAGUUUGUGCGCAACAUGCUGGGCUAA
Messenger RNA from Aspergillus homomorphus CBS 101889, 918 nucleotides. RefSeq names its product mitochondrial carrier protein. The transcript has 6 exons. Gene Ontology annotation, biological process: mitochondrial L-ornithine transmembrane transport. NCBI's taxonomy places the organism in Eukaryota, Fungi, Ascomycota, Eurotiomycetes, Eurotiales, Aspergillaceae. Bases 1 to 918 code for a protein of 305 amino acids. The record is from RefSeq and is a predicted model, not a curated record. Gene Ontology annotation, molecular function: L-ornithine transmembrane transporter activity.